Molecule: messenger RNA, 3047 nt
Organism: Amoebophrya sp. A120
Lineage: Eukaryota; Dinophyceae; Syndiniales; Amoebophryaceae
Source: the annotation of a GenBank genome assembly
GUCAUACUUACUGCGCAGACCCACCAGGAAAGACACUCACACUGCCCCCCUGGCGGCAGUGGCUUUGCUUUUUGCAUUGGCCUGCACAAGCAAUAAGCGCACAUAGUUGAUAUCGCAAAAUCAAAUCAACAAGAUGCAGGGUCGUACGCUUUCAAAGAUCUCGGACUUCUCGAUCGCGGAGCAGAAGUUCCUGUACGAGAAAGCCAAACUCCUGAAGCAAACCUUUAAAUCUAACGAAAACUACGGAACUGAACCACAACUACCAACCUCCUCUGUGGAGGAAACCAAGGAGCAGCUGCGGAUGAAAAAGAGACAAAAACUCUCCCGGGACGACCGGAAGUGCGCGUAUUUGAUCUUCAUGGAGAAUUCCACAAGAACCAAGGAAUCCUUCCGCAACGCCGCGGGGUUUCACGAAAAUUUGAAAAUUAACGAUUUUGACUGCUCGACGAGCUCGUUCGCAAAGGGGGAGACGAUAACGGACUGCAUGAAAAUGCUGGUGGGGUACAGCGAGGGACAGACGUUGUUCGUCAUCAGAUCGAAGCUGGAAGGGGUUUGUAAAUGGCUGGAGUACGAGAUUGGGGAACGGUACAAGAUAACUAUGUUCUGGUGGUCGAUUGAAUAAAGCUUUGAUGGCGUAGUUCUGAAACUGCAUGACAAAUCACGACUCAGUUCCAUGUAAUUACAGCAUGAUCAAAAGACAUUCUCACUAUCAGGUUCUGCACCCUCCAUGACAUACCAAGAGCGUCUUUCAUCAACGCUGGAGACGGCAAGCACGAACACCCAACGCAGGAGCUGCUAGACGAAUUCACUUUUCUAGAACGGGCGGAUUGGAACACGGAGAGCAUCCACGUGGCUCUGAUCGGCGACUUAUACCAUGGGAGAACAGCGCACUCGAAGGUACUAGUGUAUGCAAUGUCAAGAAGUAGCACGUGCGAUCGUGCAUGAUAAACUUUCUUCGGCUGUCUCGGGCAACGAACCAGCAUGACAAACUACACAGAACUUGCUCACCUACAGGCCGACGGACUCCGUGUCUUCACAAACGUCACUGUGGACCUGAUCGCCCCGCCGGAACUUGCCAUGCCCGAGCAAUACGAGAAGAAAAUGAAGGAAAACGGCUUCAGCGUGAACAAAUUCCAGUCCCUCGACGAGUACCUCACUUCCCCCAAAAUGGUCGCGAAGAUCUGGUACUUCACGAGACUCCAGCUCGAGCGGAUGUCGCAGCAGGUGCAGGAGAAGAGCAAGGAAUUGCGGAAAGCGGUGACGUUCAACCCGGAUCACCACUUGAAAUUCGACUGCUUCAAGCAACUGUUCGAAAAAAACGAGAUGAAAUUCUUCCACCCGUUGCCGCGAGACAGUAUGGAUGUGUCAGGAUCGAAAUCGACAAAGUUGAAACAAUUUCCCAUGCAUAAAUUGCAAGACAUGAAGUGCCUCUCUUGCAGGGAUGGCAAGUGAGGCCGAGAGACAGCCUGUUUGGGGUCUGCGAUAGAGCUGCUGAAGUAGCAUGACAAAAGACGCCCCCUGUCCCUAAACAGCAUGACAAACUGGAUUUAGACGGUGCCGAAAUUUGUCGUGCGCGGCUUGGAAAUUGGGCUUCAAACUAGUAUCGAUUUUAUGCAUUACAAGUUAUUUCAACUUUGACGAUUUCAAUCCUGACACUUCCAUAGACAGCCGGCACCCGGUGAUCCCGUUUUCCAUCGACAACACGAGUUUGAACGUAUCAAAUGUAAAAGUGUCUGGGUCUGGGAGAUUGCGAGAUUUGUCAUGCUAGUCUGGCAUGACUCUGAACUCUGUGUUGUAUGGCCGCGAAGAGCUCCUCCUCCUUGUCAUGCGAAAACGUAGUUUCUCAUGCGGACUAGCAACUCAGAACCAUGAAAAAAACUUGUCAUGCUUGACAGCGCAUUAUAGUGAGUUCACUAUUCCCUUUCUUGCAUCACAAGACUCCAGACCCAGACAUUUUUGCAAUCCAUAGAACGGGUGGGACGCGCAAUCGAGGAACGGGUAUUUUGUGCGGACGAUUUUGCUCGGGUUGCUGGGCGGAUGGUUUGACCAGGAGGAGGGGCUGAGGAAAGUGUUGAAAACGGGUUUUGACGGGGAGAAACUGCAGGUUUGCGGUCCCCCAGCAGCUUCUUCAACGUCUUCGAGCAAAAUCACGGCGACUACGGCAACCACCCCGGAAGAUUCGGAGAAAGGAGCAGCGUCGAACUUUGUUGAAAUUUUGUCGUGCAAGAACACCAACUGCAUCAGCUACCCGGAAAACGGGCAGAGGGAGGUGCUGCCGUGGAUUGUAGACGGGAUUUGUCAGUAUUGCGACCACGUAGCGGUGGGGUCGGAGGAAAUGAAAUUUGUGAGUCGGGCGCAAUAGACCUAGAGGACGAAGAACUAGGAUGGGGAAGUAACUGCUCUUGAUGUCUGGAGGUCUUUCUUCAAGAAGUACUGUACAAGUAAAUACAAAGUACUUUAACUACGUUUUUGUAAUUUUUCUUUUUUGUAGUUUGUCGCUUCGCCGGCGAAGGUGCGCUCUUGUUUUGAUCCGGUAAAGCAGUUAUGUAGACCGAAUCAGCGCCACCGCCAGUCGACAGCCCUAUUUGCCACAUAGCAAUUGAUGCGAAUGCGUCGGCGUGGUGCGUCACCUACUUACAAUACGAGAACGGUACGGACACAUUUGAAAUUUAACGACUUUUCGGCUCUCCUCAAUGCGGUUGAAGAACGUGAACGCGCUAUCGAAUUGCAAAUUAUUCCACUGCACCUCCGGCGGCAGUUCGACUGCGUAUUUGAGGCCGAUGGAUGAGUUACUUUUUUGUUUUUUCGCCAGGGAGUUUUUUUUGUUUUUACUCUCGUCGCCGGCGCAGGAGUCGCUGAAAUUUAUACUUCUACCAAUCCACAGGACAGUCCAAGAUGCAGAAAGUUUGACUGAGAAUAAAAACACAAACAAGAAUUGAGUUGUUGAAAAAGAAGAACCGCGACUUGUCUGUGCACCAGUGUUGACGACAUGGGUAUUCAUUAGAGCUAGUAGAAGCGCACUGGUAAUAAAACCGCAGCGCCGAGAC